UUGGCUUCAUAAGAACUGCAACGGUUCGUGAGACAUCGUUGUGGAAGAUGUCUCGUGUUGGAUACUAAACGCGUUUUGUCUUGAUUGUCCCUUGGCGCUUGCCGUAGCCACAUAAUCGACCAAUGUUUUCAAGGUAUGUACAGUGUACUUUGAAUCAUGCCGAUGACUGGCAAUAAAAGCAGGCGUCUAAACUCCAUCAGUCAGGUGCUGCUGACUCUUCUUAUACUUAACUGUCUACAGUGUCACUCCAGGCCUCACAGUUACGACAGCAAACCGCUUUCAGAAAUAUCCAAAGAGAUCUUUAAGUACUCUGACAUCGCUCAGCGAAUCAUAAACCUAGCAGUACAUGGAAAGGCUCAGAACCGUUCCUAUGAGAGGCUGGCUGAGUUCACUGACACUAUUGGAAACAGAGUCAGUGGCUCUAAGAACCUAGACCUGGCCAUUAAGUACAUGUACAAUGCCCUGACACAGGACAGACUGGAGAAUGUGCAUCUAGAGCAAGUGAAGAUCCCUCACUGGGUGCGCGGGGAGGAGAGCGCGGUGAUGCUUCUACCGAGAAACCACACUUUAGCCAUACUUGGGCUUGGUAGUAGUGUAGGUACUCCUCCAGGAGGUUUAGAGGCAGAGGUAAUGGUGGUGGAGUCUUUUGAAGAGCUCAAAAAGAAAGCGAGUGAGGCUAAAGGGAAAAUUGUUGUGUAUAACCAACCGUUUGUGAGCUAUGGGGAGACCGUGGCCUAUCGGGCUUCAGGGGCCUCAGAGGCUGCUAAAGCUGGAGCCGUGGCUUCACUUAUCCGUUCAGUAACUCCAUUCUCCAUCAACAGCCCCCACACUGGCUGGCAGUGGUACCAGCCUGGAGUGCCUCAGAUUCCCACUGCCUGCAUCACUGUCGAGGAUGCCCAGAUGAUGGCCAGGAUGGUCCGCAGAGGCCAGAGGAUUGUGGUGCGUCUGACUAUGGGGGCCCAAACACUGCCAGAUGUUGACUCCUACAACACUGUGGCUGAAAUCACAGGCAGCAAGCAUCCUGAACAGGUGGUGCUGCUCAGUGGUCACCUGGACAGCUGGGACGUGGGCCAGGGCGCUAUGGAUGAUGGAGGUGGGGUCGCCAUUUCCUGGGAAGCACUUUCUUUGAUCAGAGACUUAGGGCUGCGUCCCAAAAGAACACUGAGGACGGUGCUGUGGUCCGCGGAGGAGCCAGGCGGGGUGGGAGCUGCUCAGUACUUCCAACAGCACAAAGCAAACAUCUCGAACUUUGACCUGGUAAUGGAGUCUGACCUGGGCACCUUCAGUCCACUGGGACUGCAGUUCACUGGCAGUGACAAAGCUCGGGCAAUCAUGAAGGAGUUGAUGAAACUGUUGGCUCCCAUCAAUGUCACAUCGCUUGAAGAACAUGGAGAGGGGACAGACAUUAACAUGUGGAUGAAGGCUGGGGUUCCAGGCGCCAGCCUGCACACUGCAGACCAGAGGUACUUCUGGUUCCACCACAGCGACGGUGACACAAUGAGCGUUCAAAACCCAGAGGAGAUGAACCUGUGUUCUGCUGUUUGGGCUGUGGUGGCCUAUGUGGUCGCUGACCUGGAGGAAAUGCUCCCCAGAUAGUGAGUCACUCACAAACAACUGAACUAACCCCUGUCCAUCAGCUUAUAGCAGUCGGUCGAUCACAUCAUUACCUUGAGAAUUCUCUGUCUAAUUCAUCAUAACCUCAGGUACACUCCUGAUCACUCCACUGUCAUGUAAUAUAUACUUCUACUUCGAUACUUGUGGAAUUUCCUUUUUCAUUUUCUAUUGUCUAAUUUAGUUUUAUAAUGUGAAAUUACUGUAUGUCAUUUCUAUUAAUAUUUUAUUUACUGAUUUGUCAAUUCUGUAAAAAUAAGUGGUUCAUAAUGUAUAUUAAAAUUACAUUAAAACAACACCAAAAUCUGUGGCUAAAAUUAGCUUGGGAAGUCUUGGCUUCACAAUUUCAUGUAAACAGUGACAAACUGUGUAAUGGUAUUAUGAUGUAAUUUUCCACAAACUGAGUAUGUCUUAGUCAUCAGAACAUCUGACUUCCCCUUGGAAACUAAGCCUAGUUCUCCUUUCCUAAAACAAACAACAAGCAAACAAAAAGUAAUGGAUAUGCUACUGUUUAUUCAUACUUCAACAUAAGCUGUUAUUAAAGAGUUAGAUGAAAAUCAUCCACCUGAGAGAUUUCUUUCCCUCCAUUAAAAGUCCACUCCACCAAACUUUAACACUUCAAAAGUCCAAAUGAAUAAGCAGUUUAGUCCAAGUCUACUGAAGAGACGCAAUAGCUUUAUAUGAUUAACAGAUUUAACUCAGGGUUUUAUUCAUAUAUAAAAAUUGAUCAGCGCACAUAGUGUACACUGUAUACUAUAAUAUAUACUAUAUUAUCCAAUGUGGUAAGCUUUGGCUUAUUGUGUGUAUUGAUCGAUGUGUAAGUAGAAGGAUAAAUUAAAUCUAUUUUAUUCUAUUUAAGGGAUUGUGAUUCUUAAGAAGACAAUUAGGCUGCACAAAUGAUAUGGACUAAUUUUAUGAUGUCUUUAUGAACUCUCUGAAGCUUACAAAUUUUUGUAUGAACUUGCAUGAACUUUUAAUUUAGGGACAGAAAUCUCUCAGGUUUCCUUUUCUGUGUGUUUCCUAGGUGAACAAAAGUUAAAUUGGUUUGGAAUAACAUGAGGGUGAGAAUUAAAUUCUAAAUUAAAUUUACAACACCGUACUGCUUGAGCUGCAAGCAAAAAUUCUCAUGUUGGCUUGUUUUUCAUUACUUAAAC
This is a messenger RNA of Carassius carassius (crucian carp), 2765 nucleotides long. Its product is annotated as carboxypeptidase Q-like. Gene Ontology annotation, biological process: proteolysis; peptide catabolic process. Bases 157 to 1596 code for a protein of 479 amino acids. The record is from RefSeq and is a predicted model, not a curated record. NCBI's taxonomy places the organism in Eukaryota, Metazoa, Chordata, Actinopteri, Cypriniformes, Cyprinidae. The transcript has 8 exons. Gene Ontology annotation, molecular function: metallodipeptidase activity.